This is a messenger RNA of Scophthalmus maximus (turbot), 3615 nucleotides long. RefSeq lists its product as uncharacterized. Gene Ontology annotation, molecular function: protein binding. The coding region runs from base 810 to 2174 and encodes 454 amino acids. The transcript is spliced from 4 exons. NCBI's taxonomy places the organism in Eukaryota, Metazoa, Chordata, Actinopteri, Pleuronectiformes, Scophthalmidae. The record is from RefSeq and is a predicted model, not a curated record.
AAAUAUGCUCAUAAAGAUUUUUUUUUUCUUCUGAAAAUAAUCAUGUUAUUUUCCCUCUUAUGACAAAAAUAUGAAGGGUGAUUUUUUUCCACAACUUAUUCAGUUUUGUAAAAAUACCUUUUUUCCCUGUGUACUUUUGGUAAUUUUAGCAACAAAGAAUAUGAAAUAUUGACGGAAAAAAACAGAAUAAUUUUGGGUUGGUCGGAACCUUAUGGAUCCAAAAUAAAGUUAAGUAAAUAAAAUGUCAAAUCAAAUCAUAAACAUAAAGAAAACAAAACUUAAAAAGUACAAGAAAUGUAAAAGAGGAAAAUUACAGUAAAAACAAGGCUAAAAGCUAAAAGGUCAGUGAUGGUUCUGUGUCAGAUGUUUUUAAAGAAAGAAAUAUAAUAGACCAAGAAAUGUAUAAUGACAAAUAUGAAAAACAAAAUACAUAAUGGAAAAAUGAUGUUUUAAAACCCAAAGUAAAUCAAACGAUGACAUUUCUAAUAAAUCAAUCUUUCCCACCGUAACCACAUUUGCAGGUGAAUUAAUAUCAUUUAAAAAAUAAAUAAAAACGUUUAGAAAAAAUAUUCAGCGUUGACAAUAACAAGUGACGUCAUCACGGCGCGCCGGGCUUCAGAUCCUCAGCAGCUCCUGUGGACGCGGUGCGACCGUUCAACGACCGUAAACAAACGCUGCUGUCUGAGUUGAAACGUCCGGCCCCCCGCAGCGGGACGUCCCGCCGCUCGAGCCCCCGCACGCAGCCGCUCUCUGUAGCCGGCGUCGGGCGCUCCUGAGGCGGCCUGAGCUCCGGCGCUCCGUGCGCACCGAUGGAGGAGCUGCCGCAGCUGCCGCCUGAAGUCUGGGCGUACGUGUUCGGCUUCCUGAGCACGGAGGAGAAGCACUCGGUCCGCCGCUGCUGCCGCGCGCUCCGGAGCCUCGUCGACCACUCGUGCCUGUGGCGGCAGCACACGGUGCUGCUGUCCCACCUGCGCCGCUACACCUACGGCUUCUGGGCCACGCUGCGCCAGCGCAAGCUCACCCGGGUGGCGGUGCGACACCUGCGGCGCAAAGAGUGGCGGCGGCUCGUCAAGUUCCUGCCGUCGCUCACCGCCAUCGUGUUCAUGGACGGCGGGCGGCAGUACAAGCAGCGCUACCUGGACAAGCUGUCGCUGUUCCCCGAGCUGCGGGACAUCGGGGUGCGCAACGCCACCUGGGACGACGCGAUCCUGAGCCGCGCGCUGAGCGCGCAGCUGCGGGAGCGGCUCACCCACCUGAGCGUGUGCAACGUCCGGUUGCCCGCGACGCACGAGUUCGUCGACACCGCGUCGCAGCUGGUCAACCUGCGGUACCUGCUCUUCCACCAGCAGGGGGAGGACUACGGGCUGGACACGGCGAGGCCGGUGCCCUGCGGGAUCUUCCACAAGCUGCUGCUCAACCUGAACAAGCUGAAGCACCUGUCCUGGGGCAUGAGGGGGGAGCCGCCGGAGCCGCUGCCCGACGACUACCUCAGCCCCCGGGAGCCAGGAUCGAGCCGGUACGGCGGCCCGGCGCUGACCGACCUGGAGCUGGUGGACUACCCGGAGACCAUCCUGCCAGAGAACGCCCUGAGGAGCCUGACGUCGCUCCGGUCGCUGACCGUCCGCUACAGGUACAUCAGGGAGGGCGUCGAGUGUCGCCUCCCGUCCUGGCUCCGUCCUCUGCAGCAGCUGGAGACGCUCACAAUCAUCGGCGGUAAUUCUCUCGCCACUUACACGACCACCAUCCCGUCCAGCGUGACCAGACUGACGCUGCGCGUGGCCAUAACGCUGAAGGACAUGGACUCCAUCGCUCCCAAAGUCCCAGGACUCGAGCACCUGGACAUCGAGCAGAACCGCUCCAGCGGCAGCCUCUGCCGGCGGAUCCCCAUGUUGUUUCCUCAGCUCCGGACGCUCAGGAUACGGUUUUUCCGCAGGGAGCCAGAGAAGGACCUGCUGAGCCUCCACCGGCUGCGGCACCUGGUGCAGCUGGAGCUGCUGGUGGAGCGCUCCUUCAUCCUCAGGGAUUACCUGAACGGCCACCCCUGGCCCAGCCCCUGCGUGCGGGAGCUGAUCAGAGAGCUCCGAGAGCUGUCGCACAACCGGAUCACCGUGAUCACCACCAUGCGCCAGAGGAACCCCCUGCGGGAAUGUGACUGCGUGUGGGAGGGCGACUGAAGGGCCGCGGCGACGGGUGGUUUCCGUCCUCCUGAAGGGGAAGAAGACGGAGUUGGGAACGAAGUGAGGAAGACGCGACUUCCACUGUUGAUGGUUUUUCUGAUGAGGGAAGAGGUUCUUUGACGGGAACGUGAAUGAGACGUACUGAAGGUCGUUGGAUGCUGAACAUCACGAAUCUCAGGAAAGUGCCCGAAUAUAAUAACCAUGUGAUUCUGAAGUGAAGAUGAGAGCGGGGGUCCCGACAAACCGUUGCCUCGAAAACUCCGCUGGUGAAUUCCGGAAUCCCAGGAUGAACAUGAGCUGUAGAGCAAUCCAGCAAAUAUGUAUCGGGGACGAGACCCGCGGAACGGGAACUCUCCGAAAUGAAAUGAUCAAGUAAAAGCCGGCGUAACAGGCCAAAGUAUUCGGCCCCUCCACAGACUGUACCCGGGGAUUAAAGUGGAUGUCGGUUCACGUCACGCGUCCGUGAGUCGCUCACUGCAAGGGCUGACGGGAAAUUUAUGUAAUGAGCCCUUGGAACUCCAGCAGCCAGAUUGUUCGGCACAAUAACACUGCCCCCAUUCCCUGCCCACAUGCCGUUGUGUCCUUGGGCAAGACACUUAACCCUAACUUGCCUCUGACAGCUCUUCCGACAGUGUACGAAUGUGACAGAAAAAUGUGUGGUAAAUAGCAGCGCUGUAUGAAUAUGUGUGAAUGGGUGAAUGUGACUUUCCUCUAAAGCGCUUUGAGUCUAUAUGACUAGAAAAGCACUAUAUAAAUACAGUCCAUUUAACCCAGAACCGGGUGAUGAACAUUACCAAAUGUCCUGAGAAACAUCUGGAGAACCUUCUGGAGAUGAACAUUACCAAAUGUCUUGAGAAACAUCUGGAGAACCUUCUGGAGAUGAACAUUACCAAAUGUCUUGAGAAACAUCUGGAGAAACUUCUGGAGAUGAACAUUACCAAAUGUCUUGAGAAACAUCUGGAGAACCUUCUGGAGAUGAACAUUACCAAAUGUCUUGAGAAACAUCUGGAGAACCUUCUGGAGAUGAACAUUACCAAAUGUCUUGAGAAACAUCUGGAGAACCUUCUGGUAAUGAACAUUACCAAAUGUCACGAGAAACAUCUGGAGAACCUUCUGGAGAUGAACAUUACCAAAUGUCACGAGAAACAUCUGGAGAACCUUCUGGAGAUGAACAUUACCAAAUGUCACGAGAAACAUCUGGAGAACCUUCUGGAGAUGAACAUUACCAAAUGUCUUGAGAAACAUCUGGAGAACCUUCUGGAGAUGAACAUUACCAAAUGUCACGAGAAACAUCUGGAGAACCUUCUGGAGAUGAACAUUACCAAAUGUCACGAGAAACAUCUGGAGAACCUUCUGGAGAUGAACAUUACCAAAUGUCUUGAGAAACAUCUGGAGAACCUUCUGGAGAUGAACAUUACCAAAUGUCUUGAGAAACAUC